AUGGCGGAUGAUGUAAAGAAUGAUGAGAAUAAUAAGAAUGAUGAGAAUAAUGAGAAUAAUGAUAAUGAUGAGAAUGAUGAGAAUAAUGAGAAUAAUGAUAAUAAUGAUAAUGAUGAGAAUAAUGAGAAUAAUGAGAAUGAUGAUAAUGAUGAGAAUGAUGAGAAUGAUGAGAACAAUGAUAAUGAUGAUAAUGAUGAGAAGAAUGAGAAUGAUGAGAAUAAUGAGAACAAUGAUAAUGAUGACAAUGAUAAGAAUGAUGAUAAUGAUGAGAAGAAUGAGAAUGAUGAGAAUAAUGAGAAUGAUGAGAAGAAUGAGAACAAUGAUAAUGAUGAGAAUGAUGAGAAUGAUGAGAAUAAUGAGAAUGAUGAGAACAAUGAGAACAAUGAGAAUGAUAAUAAUGAUGAAAAUAAUGAGAAUGAUGAGAAUGAUGAGAAUAAUGAGAAUAAUGAGAAUGAUGAAAAUAAUGAGAAUGAUGAGAAUGAUGAGAAUAAUGAGAAUAAUGAGAAUGAUGAGAAAAAUGAGAACGAUGAGAAUGGUGAGAAUAAUGAGAAUGAAGAGAAAGAUAAUGUGUGGGAAGAUGACCAUGAAGAUGAGGAAAAGAAAGAUAAUGGUGUCUAUGCAAUGUGUUUGAUGAGUACAUUAUGGCAGCGGGGAAACCUCCCCUCCUACCUCUGUUGUUCAAGGCUGUUGACUUAUAGCACCAGGCGUAUUAUAUUUUCACUUCCUAUACUUGGCAUAACUUGA
Messenger RNA from Biomphalaria glabrata, 744 nucleotides. RefSeq lists its product as uncharacterized. The transcript is spliced from 2 exons. Lineage: Eukaryota; Metazoa; Mollusca; Gastropoda; Planorbidae. The record is from RefSeq and is a predicted model, not a curated record. The coding region runs from base 1 to 744 and encodes 247 amino acids.